UCGGAACAUAUUAGAACCCUAGUUCGAAGUUUUAAGAGAGGUAAACAAAAAUCGAACAAUCGAGUGAGAAUGAGAAUGAGGAGAAUAGAAUCUGGUGAGACUCGGAAUCCACUUGCGCGAAAACCGCCGUUCAAGGCUACGGUUAUGGACGGAGAAUUGUUUUGGUUCCGCGAACGAGGAAGACGAGAUCGUAGGAGCAAAAAGAUGAAAGAGAGAAAGAGAUUAGAGAUAUAAUAAACUCACCUGCGACUGCGACUUCGGUUUGGUUUGUUUCUUGGAAAUUUAGAAGCUGGGGAGAGUUUAAGCUUUGCACAAAACCAGAAUGACGUUUUCCAUGAGAGAUUUGGAUCAGGCUCUCCAAGGAGCUGGCCAGAAAUCCGGGAUUGAGAUAUGGCGUAUCGAGAACUUCAAACCUGUCACUGUUCCAAAUGAGUCCCAUGGUAAAUUUUACACCGGGGAUUCCUAUAUAGUCUUAAAGACCACGGCAUCAAAAAGCGGUUCUUUGCAUCACGAUAUCCACUACUGGCUCGGUAAAGAUUCCAGUCAGGAUGAAGCAGGUGCUGUCGCCAUCAUGACAGUUGAGUUAGAUUCAGCUUUAGGUGGGCGUGCUGUUCAGUACCGAGAAGUACAGGGUCACGAAACCGAGAAGUUUCUUUCCUACUUCAAACCUUGCAUAAUACCUCAAGAAGGUGGAGUUGCGUCCGGGUUCAACCACGUAAAGCCUGAGGAGCAUCAGACACGUCUGUACAUCUGCAAAGGCAAACAUGUCGUUCGUGUAAAAGAGGUUCCGUUUGUUCGAUCGACUCUCAACCACGAAGACGUUUUCAUUCUUGAUACAGAGUCUAAAAUUUUUCAAUUCAAUGGUUCUAAGUCGAGUAUUCAAGAAAGAGCAAAGGCUCUUGAGGUUGUUCAGUACAUUAAAGACACUUACCAUGAUGGAAAGUGUGAUAUCGCAGCUGUUGAGGAUGGGAGGAUGAUGGCUGAUGCUGAAGCUGGAGAGUUUUGGGGUCUGUUUGGUGGGUUUGCUCCGCUUCCUAAGAAAGCAGCAGUCGAUGAUGACGCAACCGCUGAAUCUGUUGGGAUCAAACUCUUCAGUGUUGAAAAGGGAAAGACAGAACCCGUAGAGGCUGAAUCUUUGGAGAAAGAGCUUCUGGACACUAACAAAUGUUAUAUUCUCGAUUGCGGUCUUGAAAUGUUCGUUUGGAAGGGAAGAAAUACUUCAAUUGACGAAAGAAAGAACGCAAGUGAAACUGCAGAUGAGUUUUUCCGUUCUUCUGAACGGCCAAAAUCAAACCUGGUCAGUGUGAUGGAAGGGUAUGAAACAGUGAUGUUCCGAUCUAAGUUUGAUUCAUGGCCGGCUUCAAGUACCAUGACUGAGCCCCAGCAAGGCAGGGGCAAAGUCGCAGCUCUUUUGCAACGGCAAGGAGUUAACGUUGAAGGCCUAGUUAAGACUUCUUCUUCUUCUUCUAAAGAUGAACCAAAGCCAUACAUUGACUGCACAGGAAAUCUCCAGGUCUGGCGAAUCAAUCAUGAAGAAAAGAUCCUUCUCGAAGCAGCGGAGCAGACAAAGUUCUACAGCGGAGAUUGUUAUAUAUUCCGGUACUCAUAUCCCGGAGAAGACAGAGAGGAACAUCUAGUGGGUACUUGGUUUGGAAAGCAAAGCAUUGAGGACGACAGAGCAUCUGCCAUUUCCAUGGCAAGCAAGAUGGUUGAAUCCAUGAAGUUUAUGCCGGCUCAGGCUCGUAUUUACGAGGGAAAGGAACCAGUUCAGUUUUUUGUGAUCAUGCAAAGCUUCAUCACAUUCAAGGGUGGUCUAAGUGAUGCUUUCAAAAAGUACAUAGCAGAGAACGAAAUCCCUGAUACUACUUAUGAUGCAGAAGGUGUUGCGCUGUUUCGGGUUCAAGGUUCUGGACCCGAGAACAUGCAAGCCAUACAGAUAGAAGCAGUUUCCACAGGAUUAAAUUCUUCACACUGUUAUAUAUUACAUGGCGAUUCUACUGUUUUCACUUGGUGUGGCAAUCUAACUUCCUCGGAUGAUCAAGAACUUAUGGAGAGAAUGUUGGAUUUGAUUAAGCCAAAUGAACCCACUAAGGCACAUAAAGAAGGCUCAGAGUCCGAACAGUUUUGGGAAAUAUUAGGAGGAAAAUCAGAAUAUCCGAGCCAGAAGAUCAAAAUGGAUGGAGAGAGUGAUCCUCAUCUCUUCUCUUGCACAUUCUCAAACGACGAUCUGAAGGUUACAGAGAUCUUCAACUUCACUCAAGAUGAUUUGAUGACUGAAGAUAUCUUCAUACUUGAUUGUCACACUGAGAUCUUUGCCUGGGUGGGACAACAGGUUGACCCCAAGAAAAAACCACAAGUUUUAGCCAUUGGAGAGAAAUUCAUCAAGCAUGAUUUCCUCUUAGAGAAUCUAGCAAGCGAAACACCGAUAUAUAUUGUAACGGAAGGAAAUGAACCUCCAUUUUUCACUCGGUUUUUCACCUGGGACUCUUCUAAAUCUGCUAUGCAUGGAGACUCUUUCCAGAGAAAGCUUGCGAUCCUGACAAACAAAGGAAAACCGCUUCUAAAUAAACCUAAAAGGAGAGUCCCUGUAUAUAGCAGCAGGUCCGCUGUUCCAGACAAAUCACAACCUCGGUCCAGAAGUAUGACCUUUAGUCCAGACAGGGCCCGCGUGAGGGGACGGUCUCCAGCUUUCAAUGCACUUGCAGCAAACUUUGAGAGCGUAAACAUAAGAAACCAAUCAACUCCACCACCUAUGGUUAGCCCAAUGAUCCGGAAGCUUUACCCGAAAUCUCUUGCCCCAGACCUCUCAAAGAUGGCUCCUAAAUCUGCGGCUAUAGCUGCUCGUACAGCGCUUUUCGAAAAAUCUCCGCCACCUUCUCAAGAAGCACCUACUAGCCUCAGUUCUGAAGCUACAGACCAAGCAAAACCGACAUCAGAGACGAACGAGGAAGAAGCAAUGAGCAGCAUUCAUGAAGAUUCAAAAGAAGACGAAGCAGAAGAAGAGAGCAACCUCCCUACUUUCCCAUACGAACGCCUCAAAAUCGACUCAGAGGAUCCUGUUUCAGAUAUCGAUCUCACUAGAAGAGAGGCGUACUUGACAUUAUCAGAGUUCAAGGAGAAAUUUGAGAUGACAAAGAAUGAGUUUUAUAAACUGCCUAAAUGGAAACAAAACAAGCUGAAAAUGUCUGUUAGUCUCUUCUGAACACUCACUCAGUCUUCUUCUCCCUCAUCUUAACCCAAAACCCACCUUUCGAGAAAAAAACACAAAGAGGGCAAUCAUACAUUUAAUCUGCAAUCUUUUUGAGCUGCUUACAAAAUAAUCAAAUUCAAAAUUCGUAUAUUCUCUAUAUUUACUUAUUAUAUAUACAUACAGUAUUCAAAUUUUCUUAAAUUGAUACUUAGGAUUUUUUAUUUGUUUUGUUCUAUGAUCUCAUCAAGAUAUAUGUCUGGCUGUGAGAUUCUUUUUCUUUUUUUCCCUGGCCUUGAUUUUUCCUCUGUUCCUUUUUUUUUGGGUCAAACCUCUGUUCCUUAUUGAAUAACCCAAUGUAAAUUAAAUCUUAUCUUUAAACAUGUUAUAUAUUCUAUGGUCCUCAUUCGUCAGUAAUCUUCCUUAAUCCAUAAUAUAAAAUAAAUAAAAAUUGGAAAGUCUACAAAAAAAAUAAUUAAAAAAUAGAAUACUAAACAUAACGCUGUCGUGAAAGAGAGAACGGUUCUAACAAAAACGGCAACAAAAAAAAAAGGUUUGCAGCAAAUCUCCCUUUUUGCCCUCUUUUGCGUGAAGAAGCAGUGAGUGAAG
Messenger RNA from Camelina sativa (false flax), 3796 nucleotides. The record is from RefSeq and is a predicted model, not a curated record. NCBI's taxonomy places the organism in Eukaryota, Viridiplantae, Streptophyta, Magnoliopsida, Brassicales, Brassicaceae.